AUGGAUCCUAUCGGUGGAUUUCACGAGGUUGAAAAGGAUGGUACACUAACUUUGACAUACCAUCACCCGAAGUACUGUCCCCAACCACAAAUAGAAAUCCCAAUCCCCUCAGCCCCCGAGAACCACCUUCUUUUCUUAUGUCCUCAUAACCGAUGGAGAAAACACGGCCAUGAAGAGUAUUCUCACAGUUUCUUGCUCAGCUAUUCCCCCGAAUAUGUCUUCUCUGCAACAAGAACUCAGCGAAACGAGCCUGAGCCGUCGGUUAAUUUCAAAAUGGUUCAUGAAGAUCAUAUUCUUCCGUUGUUUUGGUGCAACAAUAAAGAAUUUGAUGUCGAUGGUGGGUGCACCAUAUGCUGCGGGUCAAAAUUUGGCACCGACUAUUAUUUUUGUGACUACAGUUCUGAAAUAUACCACAAAGAAUGUGUUGAGUCUCCACUUCAAAUCAAACACCCUUACCACCACCAACAUUCUCUCCAACUUUACUUUCAUCCAUCUCCAGCUCGUAAUCAUGAAUGCGUAUGCUGUGGAAGAGAAGUAAAAUAUCUCGUAUAUACUUGUAGUAUAUGUGAGAUAUUCAUGCAUCCGGUAUGUGCUAUGAAAUGCAACUUUGUAGCUCACAACGAUUGUAUGUAUUUUCCGAGAAUCAUCAAGAUAUCACGUCACAACCAUCGUAUCUUCUACACUUCUUCUCUCCGGCUUCGAGAACGGUCUUGUGGAGUUUGCCGGAAGAGUAUUGAUAAUGAGUAUGGUGCAUAUACUUGUCACAAGUGUGAUGGCUAUGAUGUUCAUCCAAAAUGUGCUCUAAGGAAAGAUGUGUGCGAUGGACUAGAGCUCGAAGGUGUACCAGAAGAUGAUGACAUAACAAAAGAUCUUGGGCCAUUCGAUAUAAUAUCUGAAGGAGUGAUACAAUAUUUUCUUCAUGACCAUCAUCUCCGGCUCGAGGUCAGUACUACACUUUAUGACGAAAACAAGUUUUGUCAAGCAUGUGUUCUGCCUAUCUUUGAAAGUAGUUUCUAUUCUUGUAUGGAGUGCAACUUCAUCCUCCAUAGAACAUGCGCUAAUGCUCCUCGUAGAAUACAAAACCCGUUACAUCGUCAUCCACUUACAUUGAAGGCUAUCAGUGGAUAUGACGAAGGUGCAUUCGAAUGUGAUACUUGCAAUCGUGUUAGCGGUGGCUUUGUGUACCAGUGUUCGAUAAGAGACUGCAACUUUGAUCUAGAUGUACGAUGUGCUUCAAUUUCCGAGCCGUUUGAUUAUGAAGGUCAUGAACAUCCCUUGUUCCUGUCUUUAGACCCAGAAGAGAAGAUAGUAUGCGAGGUAUGCAAAUCAGAACGUCAGGAUAAGUUGAAUUGCAUCAGUUGCGAUUACGUUGUAUGUAUCAAGUGCGCUACCUUGCCAUUCAAAGCGAGGGUUUUCAUGGCGGAAUCUUCCAAAGUCAUUCAUGUUCGCAAUGUUGGACAUGAGAUUUCCGAAAAUGAUCUGCUUCAGCUUUUCCAACCAUUUGGUGUCAUCACUAAGCUUGUGAUGCUCAGGGCAAAGAAUCAGGCUCUUCUCCAAAUGCAAGAUGUUUCUUCAGCUGUUAGUGCUCUUCAGUUUUUCACAAAUGUGCAACCAACCAUAAGAGGUAGGAAUGUGUAUAUCCAGUUCUCUUCUCACCAAGAAUUGACAACAAUAGAGCAGAAUAUUCAUGGACGAGAAGAUGAGCCGAAUCGUAUUCUCUUAGUCACAAUCCACCACAUGCUGUAUCCAAUCACUGUUGAUGUCCUGCAUCAAGUGUUUUCUCCCUAUGGAUUUGUGGAGAAGCUCGUCACCUUCCAGAAGUCUGCUGGUUUCCAAGCUCUUAUACAGUAUCAGAUUCAACAGUGUGCUGCCUCUGCUAGAACUGCUCUUCAGGGUCGUAACAUUUAUGACGGCUGUUGUCAGUUGGAUAUCCAGUUCUCAAACCUUGACGAGCUGCAAGUAAAUUAUAACAAUGAUCGAUCUAGGGAUUACACCAAUCCAAACCUGCCAUCAGAGCAAAAAGGCCGUUCAUCGCAUCCUGGCUAUGGUGAUGUAGGAGUGCCAUAUCCUCAGAUGGCAAACACAGCUGCGAUUGCCGCUGCUUUUGGAGGAGGUUUGCCUCCGGGUAUAACCGGCACAAAUGAGAGGGUUACAGUCCUUGCCUCUAAUCUGAAUGCAGAUAGUAUUGAUGAGGAUAAGCUAUUCAAUCUUUUCUCUCUUUACGGGAACAUUGUAAGGAUAAAGCUUCUCCGGAACAAACCUGACCAUGCCCUUAUCCAAAUGGGAGAUGGUUUCCAAGCUGAGCUUGCUGUUCAUUUCCUCAAGGGAGCGAUGCUGUUUGGUAAGAGGCUGGAAGUAAACUUCUCAAAGCAUCCUAACAUAACACCAGGCACAGACUCGCAUGACUAUGUGAACUCGAACCUGAACCGCUUCAACCGCAAUGCUGCAAAGAACUACCGCUACUGCUGCUCCCCUACAAAGAUGAUUCACUUGUCGACUCUUCCGCAAGACGUGACAGAGGAAGAAGUUGUGAGCCAUGUGCAAGAACAUGGGGCGAUAGUGAACACCAAAGUGUUUGAGAUGAACGGGAAGAAGCAAGCUCUGGUGCAGUUUGAGAACGAGGAGGAAGCUGCGGAAGCACUUGUGUGCAAGCACGCGACUUCUCUUGGCGGAUCAAUUAUCAGAAUCUCCUUCUCCCAGCUUCAAGCGAUAUAA
Messenger RNA from Microthlaspi erraticum, 2715 nucleotides. Lineage: Eukaryota; Viridiplantae; Streptophyta; Magnoliopsida; Brassicales; Brassicaceae. The record is from the annotation of a GenBank genome assembly.